Messenger RNA from Peronospora belbahrii, 687 nucleotides. The record is from the annotation of a GenBank genome assembly. Lineage: Eukaryota; Oomycota; Peronosporomycetes; Peronosporales; Peronosporaceae.
AUGCUCGUUAAGAAGUUUGGAGUGAAAGCUCAACUAAAGUUACAGAUUGCAAAGGUAUUGCUGAUUGGUGUGGGUGGACUUGGAUCACCUGCUGCAAUGUACUUGGCUGCUAUGGGUGUGGAUACGUUGGCGAUAGUUGAUGAUGACCAUGUCGAUCGAAUGUAUCCAAUGCCCGCUGCAAACGCGUUGAAACUUGUUGGAGAGUACGAUGUCGUCGUAGACGCUUCGGACAAUGUUGACACGCGCUAUCUUGUAAAUGAUGCAUGUGCUCGUUCACAGAACGGUGUGCUUGGCGCCGUGCCUGGUGUGAUUGGAUGUCUUCAGGCUAUGGAGACCGUUAAGAUUAUUUGUAAUGUUGGCGAACCUCUUGUUGAAGAGAAGCCUGGACUGUCCGUCCUGUGGAAGCAUGUUGCUAGUUCUGAGAACCACGAGAUGGUACCUAUUGAAAUAUCGCCGCUUGUUGAAGGCAAUUGCACGAAUGGUGGAGAGAUCAUCGACGAUCUGGACCCUGUGUUCAGCAUUAGUGCUGAAGAAUUUGCAAAGGUGCGCAAGGCAAAACAAGAAGAGCGAGAUAGCUAUCUUUUGCUGGAUACUCGUGGACGCAUCCAGUUUGAAAUGGUGCACUUUCCUGAGGCAGUAAACAUUCCAACUGAUGAGCUCAUGAGGCAGGAUCCUGCUCAUGUAUAG